UACAUGAUGCGAGUGGAUAAACACGCCGUAUGUGUGAUUAUUUAUCUAGAUAAACAUCUGAAUCGUGAACCAGCUACUGUAGAAUUUAUAACAAAUAUUGUUACUUCCUUAAGAGGUAGUACUGUCAUUGAAGAAUUAAUUAGAGUCGAUUAAAAUGAAUGCUGUAUUGUUGUAAAUAGAUCCAUCUAAUUAAUCCUUCAUUCUUCACAAUUUAUAUUCUCUUUCUGUUUUAGUAUAAAAAGUGGAUAUAAAUGAAAUGAUCUUUUUUUUUUUUAUCCUGUAUCUAAACAAUGCGUGUCUCAGUUCUUGCUCUUAUUAUUCCUACAGCCGUAUACGCUGUUGCCAUUGAUAAAAACAAUGUGGAUCAGGUAAACGGGGAAAGUCUCGUAGGUUACUUCAAAAACAUGUGGCUGUCAAAGCGAGACAUUUUAUACCGAUACCAUAACAACCAUGAUUCCUGGGACAACAAUGGAGGAUCUUGGCGUGAUGCACCUUGGCGCGAGGGCCCCUAUGGAGGAGGUCCUUAUCCCGAAGCACCUGCUUAUUCUAUCGGAAGUUCUCCUUCGGCCUAUCAACCUUCGGCCAGUAUCCAGGCGAGUGCAAGCGCUUCCUCUGUCGGUGGCUAUAGCAACAGUGCUGUCGUAUUUUCAACAAACGCCGCCGUGGCAUCACCCAGUGCCAAACCCUCUGCCAGUAGCAGCAUCAAUAAUGCACCAUCAGCAGUAGCAUCACAACAGGCUCCUGUAUCUUAUUCGGUCCAGAUUGAGAAUGGCAACUAUGUUUAUCGCCCGGUAUAUAGCCCAAGUUCAGCAAGUGUCAAUGAUGAUGAAUACCCAUCGGAAAGUUUCUCGGAACCCGAUCUCGCUUUAUUCCCUACAAAUUCUCCUUUUGCUAAACACUAUCCCGAAUUCCAAGAGCCUGAAGGACUCUUUGCUGGGAAUUAAAAUCAAAAAGAGGAAUCCAGUCCAGUCUUCAAUCUAAAUUAAUAAAUAACACUGAGUUUUCUUUCUUU
Messenger RNA from Mucor mucedo, 1012 nucleotides. RefSeq lists its product as uncharacterized. Lineage: Eukaryota; Fungi; Mucoromycota; Mucoromycetes; Mucorales; Mucoraceae. The record is from RefSeq and is a predicted model, not a curated record. The coding region runs from base 291 to 944 and encodes 217 amino acids. The transcript has a single exon.